Didymodactylos carnosus is the source of this 882-nucleotide messenger RNA. The record is from the annotation of a GenBank genome assembly. Lineage: Eukaryota; Metazoa; Rotifera; Eurotatoria; Philodinida; Philodinidae.
AUGGAAUGUAACAAGGGUCCAAAAAAACUAUGGGAUCGUUAUAUAGCAAAAUAUGGCGACUUUCGAAAUCAUAUUGAUGCUAUUCGUGCUGAUUAUCAAUGUUAUUUAAAUUUUCGUAUACCAUUUUCUUGUCCCUCUGUGGACCAAUGUUCAAAGCAAAAAGUACAAACAAAAAUAGCCAAAGCUACACUCGAAACAUCAUUUUUCAAAUACAACAACAGAUUACCACCUAAAUAUUGUAAAUAUCAACAGCAACACGAUAAUUUGUCUGAUACUGGAAUAAGAACAGCAUUGAUUACAGACAACAAUGAUCAUAUUGAUAUUGCCCAGAUAAAGGCAAUAAUGAGAGCUGAGGAUUUUCCAGAUAAUUUAUUUUCAACAACAUCCGAACGCCGUCCAGUUCUUCUCAAACGUCAAAUAGGUGAAAAUUAUGCUAACUGUAUCUCAGCAUCAUCGUCAACACAGGAUGCUCGUAGAAGUAAAACAGAUCUACGAUCCAGAACAGCACUCUUGAAGCACGAUGUUCAUGAAGUACUUGUUAGUACAGUUCAACAUGAUAACAAAACAGCUGCACAACCACCAUCAAAUAAACACAUUAGUUCGGAUAUCAGUGAAUAUUCACUGUCUAAGUCACGAAAAAGUAUCGUGGAACUAUUACCGAGUACUGCUAUACGUCCUAGUCAAUAUCGAGAACUAUUUAAAAAAUUAAACCGAAAUGAUGAACAUCAUAGGAUUUCACCAAAUGAAACACAUUUCAGUUUAACAAAAAAUGUUAUGACUUCGAAAAAUGCAAAAUUAUCUACGGCCUAUAGCGUUAAAGCAUUCAAAGACUAUCUUAUUCAACGUUCAGCCCGUUUACCAAAGGUUUCUUUAUUUCUCUGA